Molecule: messenger RNA, 1755 nt
Organism: Stegastes partitus (bicolor damselfish)
Lineage: Eukaryota; Metazoa; Chordata; Actinopteri; Pomacentridae
Source: RefSeq, a predicted model, not a curated record
AUGUCUAAAACAUUGUCCUACCGAAGAAAAGAGGUGGUGCAAGGGAAUCCAGGUGCUGGAGAGUUUAAAUCCAGGUGGCCUGCACUUUUCCAGAUUGAUGAGAGGGUUGUUAAUUCAAUUAUUGUUGUUGAAUUUACCAACUUGACUUCUAUAUCAGAGAUUGAGGACAAAAGAACCAUAAAGCUAAUGUUUGAUUCUGGCCUGCUUAGUGACACUCCACCCCCUCCUUACUCAGCUCCUUCUACAUCGCGCUGUGGUGAUGACUCAUUACUUUUAAGUGGCUCAUUUGACACAGACAUUUUGUCAUCCCCUGAUUCUGCCACCUCAAGAUCAUCUGGAUGGCCUGUUGUUUUUGUUGUUCCCCGAUUCCCAUAUGAUUGUGAGCUGCAGUUGGAAAAAGCCAAUGCUGCAUUCAAAGCAACUGGAUCUUUGCUCGACCCUGACAUCAGACUUAAAACUGCUAUUCUUGACAGUUUAGCUGAAGCAACUGUGCAGCACAAAGUGUACCCCACUGAUAGUGAGUUUGAAGAGGCAGCAGAAGCCCUUGUAUCAUCACAUCCUUGUUUAAGAGAACCAGGAUAUGUUGGCUGGAAAGUUAGUUUGAAGUAUAAACUUGUCAACUACAGAAAGAAGCUCAAGCGGCUUGGAUGCCCAGAGGUCGAACUAAAUUCCUUAACAAAUAAACCUGCAGGCAAGAGCAGUCCUGCUUACGGUGUGAAGAAGCCCAGAAAAGCUGAGGUGAAUUACUGCCCCUCCUACCCAUCAGGUGAAUCUGCAGAGACACUUGAAAAGAUAAGAGAGGCCCUAAUUUCAGAGGCAAAGAAAAGGAACAAUGAGGACACAGUGGCAGCAAUGAUGGCCAAGACCUUUUCUCAUCGAAGGCAAGAAGUUCUUCGAGAUGCACCCAUGAUUGCAGUUUUUAAAACCAGAUGGCCAGCUCUCUUCAAUGUGCGUGAAUUAUGUGCUGAGUUCCAGAGGAUAACGACAGUCGGUUUGCUGCCAAAGUUUUUCUCCGAUCUGGAUGCUCACUCAUUAAAACUGCUCAAGGUCUUUGGCAAGAAGGGUGGUGCUCAGGGAAGAAAGAUCAAGAGCAUCCUGAUGCCCAUGACCCAGGAGGUAUUGUAUGGCAUGCAGGGUGUUCACCGUAUAAGGCCCUCCAAGAACACCGGCGUGCCCAGUGGAAUACCUGAUGUCAUACAUCUUGCCACUGGUGACUCCUUCAGGACCAUUGCUGGCAGCUUCCGGGUUAGUGUCUCCUCUGUCAGCAAGAUCAUCCCAGAUGUGGCCACUGCAAUCUGGGACUGCCUGGUGGAGGAAUUCAUGGCUGUGCCUUCCACAGAGGACUGGAGGUCCAUUGCAGAGGGUUUGAGGAGCGGUGGAAUUUCCCUCUCUGCUGUGGAGCACUGGAUGAGGAGAGAUGGGUCUUCAACUACCGCCUGUCCCGAGCUCAUGGUGGUGGAGAAUGCCUUCGGGAUCCUCUCUUCCCAGUGGCGGAUGUACAGGCGUGCCAUCGAGGUACAUCCUGAUGUUGCGCAGAAGUGCGUGAAGGCAACCUGUGUUCUCCACAACUUCAUGCGGAGGUCAGCAGAAGUACCUGCAGUGAGGGGAAGCAUGUCGGCUGGUGAGGUGGAGCCACUGCCAGGUCUGGGUCAGGUUGCAGCCAACAACUCUGCCAGAGAAGCCAUCCGGGUGAGGGAAGCCUUCAUGGCAUACUUCUCUGUGGAGGGAGUGGUCCAGUGGCAACCCACCAUGUAG